GGCAUCAAGGAGUUCAAUGAUGAGUUCUGUCGGAGGCUGCUUGAGAAUGAGCAGCCAACACCCAGAGAUUCUCUAUUCAGCGACGACCAGUUUCAGGACACGAUGGACCUAAUUCAAGACCGCAACGAAGCUAUGAUCAACGAAACGAUUUCGCAGCUUAUGUUUCCAAAUGUCGAAGUCAUGGCUAUUCGAGACGCAAAGUUCAGCCCCUUUGUCCAAAGCGUUGCCGAAGGAUGGAACAGCUGCAAAAAAAUCACUCAAACCCGCCCUCAACCAGACUCAGCCGUAGGAUUCAAAGUAUCCGCAUUUUCAGCCGAGCAACUCGAAAAGCUGCAGCCCUUCCUUGGAGACUUGGAUGAAAAAUCCUAUUUUAGAGCUACAUAUUAUAUGCUCUUCCCAUUCAUAACACGCGAAGUGAACCGUGGAAAUAUUGGACUUGAUAUUGCGGAUCGGCAGAACGCUCAUAGUCACACCGUCGCUUUACGAGGCCUGGUUGCACUCUUCAGGCUUUUCGGGAGAGAACACGAACUUCAUGGAAAAAUUUUGACUUACUCUAUAUCUCAUGAUCACCGCAUGGCUAGAUUGUACGGUCACCGAGCGAUAAUCGAAGGCCAAAAUACACUAUGUUGGCGAGAAGAGAUUGAUGCGUUCGACUUCAGAACUCGCAAGGGUAGGGAUAGAUGGAAAUGCCGUCAAUUUUACCUGAACGCCCUGGAU
Molecule: messenger RNA, 717 nt
Organism: Pseudomassariella vexata
Lineage: Eukaryota; Fungi; Ascomycota; Sordariomycetes; Amphisphaeriales; Pseudomassariaceae
Exons: 1
Source: RefSeq, a predicted model, not a curated record